Messenger RNA from Orbilia oligospora ATCC 24927, 681 nucleotides. RefSeq lists its product as uncharacterized. The coding region runs from base 1 to 681 and encodes 226 amino acids. The transcript has 2 exons. Gene Ontology annotation, cellular component: nucleolus. Gene Ontology annotation, molecular function: RNA binding. The record is from RefSeq and is a predicted model, not a curated record. NCBI's taxonomy places the organism in Eukaryota, Fungi, Ascomycota, Orbiliomycetes, Orbiliales, Orbiliaceae.
AUGCCAAAACCAUACUCCAAACCCGGCGCCCCGUCACUAGCCUCCAAAAAGCGAAAACGCGACGACAAAAAGGACAAUCAAAUCGAUGAAAUCACAUUUGAUCGCAGUGCAAGAACAGAGUACCUUACAGGUUUUCAUAAACGAAAAGUUGCGCGUAUAAAAGCUGCUCAAGAGGAGGCGGAGAAAAGGAGUAGGCAGGAAAGAGUUGAAGAAAGGAAGAGGUUACGAGAAGCGAGGAAAGAGGAGUUAAGAUUACAUGUUGAGGCUGUAAACCAGAGUUUGGGGUUGAAUAGGAGUGACGGUGAAGAAGAAGAUGAGGAAGAAGGUAGUGGGACUGAUAACGAGGGUGAGGGCGGUACCGAGGCUGCGAGCGGUAUAAACGAAGAAUCGGAAUUCGUAGACGAAGAAAAGUUUACGACGGUUACAGUUACGACUAUGGACGACGAUGAAGAUGAGGACGAAGAAAAUGAAGAAGGGGAAGAGGGACCAGCUGGAGACGAAAAGAAUACCACAGAUACGAAUAAAUCGAAAGAGGGGGCAAAGGAUAAGAAAGGGAAGGAGAGGAAACCAAAGCAGAAGAAAAAGAAGUUUAGAUACCUGUCUAAAUCUGAGAGGAAGGAUGAUAGGAUGAGAGAUAAGGUUAGGAGGAGUCGGAAGAAGACGGAGAGAACGGCGAAGUAG